AUGCUUUCUUUAGUGAUGUUUCACGACAUGAAUCGCAGCGAACAGGAGAGUCUUUACCGGACAUCGAGAAAGCUAAGCCUUGUACCCUUGAGUCAGCCAAAUCCACCGGCCUAUUCUGAGGAUCUGGUGCUGAGCGUGUUGAAAAGUCCUGUCAACCAUUCCAGUUAUGAAAUCAGGGAGUCUAACUGCGGCUGUUCGUCCAACGAGGAUAACGAAUACUCGGAAAGGAUGCCAUUUCUGCACCGUUUCCGCAGCCAGAGAACACCUCGUUUCAAUGAAGCGCACCACAAAAGGGUUCCUACACCAAUUAAGCGAACGCAAAAAAGCCACAAGAAAGAUAAGAUCCACGUCGAGGAAGCCAACGAGGAGGACGACGAGGAAGACGACGUUAUCGAUACGCCGAUUGAACCUCCUAGAGGAGUACCCGAUCCUUAUUAUCCUAUUUAUCUGCCGAUAGAUCAGGCUUUCAAGGCUAAAUACGUGUUCCACCAUAAGAAGGGGAAGACGUUUCAAGAGAGGACUUAUGUGUUUUUGGAACAUCCCGGAGGAUGGCUGUGCUUUAUCUACCAUUUUUCUGUAUUUAUGCUAGUGUUGGUGUGUCUUAUCUUCAGUGUACUUUCCACCAUCGACACGUAUUCGAAUUUUGCCAACGAAACUCUCUUUUGGAUGGAAAUAUGCCUUGUAGUAUUUUUUGGUGCCGAGUAUUUAGUACGAUUAUGGUCAGCAGGAUGCAGAUCAAAAUACAUGGGAUUUUGGGGCAGACUACGCUUUAUAAGGAAACCUAUAUGUAUAAUUGAUCUAAUAGUAGUAGUUGCUUCGAUAGUAGUCCUCACAUUGGGUUCCAAUGGCCAAGUUUUCGCAACUUCAGCAAUACGAGGUAUACGUUUCCUUCAAAUCCUUCGCAUGUUGCAUGUGGACAGACAAGGAGGUACCUGGAGGUUGCUUGGUUCCGUAGUGUUUAUCCACAGGCAGGAACUUAUCACGACGUUAUACAUAGGUUUCUUGGGCCUCAUUUUUAGUAGUUACUUCGUGUACCUGGCCGAAAAGGACGCCGUUGAUGAAGAUGGCAAAACAACAGGGAGCUUCUCCAGCUACGCUGACGCUCUCUGGUGGGGAGUGAUCACGGUCACCACGAUAGGGUAUGGUGACACAGUGCCUCGUACUUGGAUGGGAAAGAUUGUGGCGUCCUGCUUCAGUGUGUUCGCUAUAUCCUUUUUUGCUCUUCCAGCCGGUAUACUAGGGUCCGGCUUCGCACUUAAAGUUCAACAGAAACAGCGCCAGAAGCAUUUCAAUCGGCAGAUCCCUGCAGCAGCCAUGCUGAUCCAGUGUCUGUGGCGGUGCUACGCCGCAGACAAAAGUUUCAAUUCCAGGGCCACCUGGCAAGUGUACCUCAACGAUGUAACCCCAACAGCCAACAAUACUUCCGGUGCGGGAGGUAGUAACUAUAACAUGCCCUUGUCCAAGUCCCUUAUAUUACAGGUGGCCAAGAAAGCGUCCGUUCUGAAACGAAGAAAAUCCCGCAACCGCAUGGAAGUAAACACUUCCGGCAAUAGGACGGAAACGAACACACCUGGCCCCGGCACUCCGCUGACUGACACUCCUGCCGUCCAAGGACAGAACGCCAGCAGGACUCUCUCGGAUACCGACGUCGUGUUUUAUAUGGAGGAGCCUAAAGCCGGGACUCCAAAUAGGGUACGUCGAGGUGAGAGAGAAAGCGCUAGAGGAGCUGUAUUUACAAGUCAGACAAGCACCGUGACGGAAGCAGCCAGCGACGACAUCGACGACUUGGACGCGGAGUUACCUAGAGUUACACAACUAACUGAAGCGCACAAGAACGCCAUUCGUGCGAUCCGUAAAAUCAAAUAUUUCGUGGCGCGCAGGAAGUUCCAGCAGGCCAGAAAGCCGUACGACGUUCGGGACGUCAUCGAGCAAUACAGCCAGGGACAUCUUAACAUGAUGGUGAGAAUAAAGGAACUUCAGCGAAGACUAGACCAAACGCUUGGUAAACCAGGAAGCUACCUCGCUGGAAUUGACAGGGUUGGCAACGUUAAACCUAUGACGGUGGGAGCCAGGUUAUACAGGGUAGAGCAACAGUUGGGAUCAAUGGAUAAGAAAUUAGAGACUGUAUUACACGUUCUGAAUGUGUUAGCACAAAAGCAACAUAUUGCGGUUCGACCAAUUGAAGAAAAUGUUUGA
Messenger RNA from Anoplophora glabripennis (Asian longhorned beetle), 2196 nucleotides. It is a transcript of the gene KCNQ, whose product is annotated as potassium voltage-gated channel subfamily KQT member 1. Gene Ontology annotation, cellular component: membrane. The record is from RefSeq and is a predicted model, not a curated record. Lineage: Eukaryota; Metazoa; Arthropoda; Insecta; Coleoptera; Cerambycidae. The transcript has 13 exons. Gene Ontology annotation, molecular function: voltage-gated potassium channel activity. The coding region runs from base 1 to 2196 and encodes 731 amino acids. Gene Ontology annotation, biological process: transmembrane transport; potassium ion transport.